GUUCCGACGCACAAAAAAGUGCCGAAAUGCCGAUACUUUCUCCAGAACAGCGUCUUGCAAUAGCGAUCGGUGUUCCUACAGUUGCCUUUUUGUUGUUUUUAUGGUACAAGCGAAGGCAAGGACUGCGCGAAUAUGAAGAGGAAGAUGAUGAAGAGGAGACGGAACAAACCUCGGUGGCCACCGUUUUUGAGACAUCUCUCGAACUGAAAGUCCCUGCAUCUGUGUCGGGUGUUAUUAUUGGACGUGGUGGAGCAAAUAUAAAGAAAAUACAGAAAGAAACAGGUACUUAUAUCAAUUUUAAAGACGACGAUGAGCCGAAGGAGAAAGAUUUCGGCGCGAACAGAACGCCAAGUGAGAGGACUAUCGUGAUCAAAGGUGAAAGAGAAAAGGCACGUAAAGCCGAGUUGAUAAUCAAAAAGAUUGUCGCUGAACAACCGAGACAACUGACAGAGGAGUACCUGAUACCACAGGCAGCCUGCGGCAAGAUUAUAGGUAGAGGAGGAGCAACAAUAAGGCACCUUUGUCAAGUAUCCGGUGCUAGGAUCGUCGUAGACAGAAGUGAGAUACGGCCAGAUGUUCCCCGCAAGUGCACAGUAACAGGCACAGUUGAUCAGAUUGCAAAUGCCAAGGGUUUACUGGAUGAGACAAUAGCUGAGCACAAUGCAGCGAUGGCCAGAAAGCGCAUGCCUGCUGUUCAUCCUGUCGUGCCGGUGGCUGCAACACCUUCAUUAGCUAAAGACCCCUUAGCAGCUAGCUCUCCAGCAGUCCAGUUUCCAGUUGUCAGUGACUAUGUAGAGGUUUUCGUCUCUGCCGUGGACACACCUGGUCACUUUUGGGUGCAGCUGGUGAAGGGCCAUGGAGCCCAGGAGCUGGAUAAGUUGGUGUCUGACUUGACUGAGGAGGCUAGCACUGGUAGUGCUGACAGUAUUGUUCAGUCUGUGAAGGUUGGUGAAGUGUACUGUGCACCAUUCCCACAAGAUGAGUCCUGGUACAGGGCCAAGGUCACCAAGGAUAACAAUGAUGGCACUGUUGAGGUGUUUUAUGUGGACUAUGGAGAUGUUGGAACUGUGCCAAAAUACAGGAUGCGUAAGCUCAGGGAGGAGCAAACAUGGCUUCCAUUCCAAGCUGUUGAGUGUUACCUUGCAAAUGUCAAGCCAAAAGAUGGAGAGUGGAGCAAGGAGGCCAUUGAUGUUUUUAAGCAGCUCACACAUUAUCCAGACUGGCAGGUCAUUAUGACCAAGGCAGUCAGGUAUUGUGGUGCCACUCCCUGCUUGGACGUGUACAACACUACCACAGACAAGGACAUUUAUAUCAACCAAGAGAUGAUCAAAGGGGGAUUCGCCACAAGUGAUGUGAAAUAUCCGCCCUCAACUCCUGAUAACGCCCCUGCUGAGAAUGCAGUAAAAGAUGAAGUCGCUGUCAAAAUGGAGGCUGCAGAUGUCACUGACAGUCGACCGGAAGAUGUUGCGACUUCACGGGCUCCAAGCGAGUCCAACACUGAUAAGACUGUAGCCUUUCACGUCACCAAGCCAGUCUCACCCAAGGAAUUCUCUCCAGUGAAAACAGCACUUGUUAAACGCGUAUCCCAGGACUAUGUAGGCACCUCGCCCUCCAAGAAGAGUAGAACAUCCUCUGAAUUGGGGAUAACUGAGCACGAUGAGGUGUUUGAGCAGGGGCAAGUAGCACCUGAAGCGGCAGAGCAGCUAAAUAACGAGCCGCUGGAGUUCCUUGCUGGCCUACAGGGUAAGAAGAGGGAAGAUGGUCUUGCAGCUAAGACUUACUUGUUCGGCAGUAGCGAGCGCUCUGAUACGAAAAGGUCUCCAGAAAAACCACCGUUAAAACCCGAGGUGGAAGAGAUGAUUAAACUAAAGGUGAGUAGAGCCUUUGAACUUGAGACAAAUCCGGCAGAGGAAACCGAAGACAUUUCGCAGACGAACCAACAAGAGGGUAUGCCUGAAGCUCAAGAUCUUAACGCUAAGGAGGACGACGGCCAAAAGGCUGUGGACGGGCAGAAGAAAGAGAAUGGGGUUACGGAUCUCGACGAGGAUGAUGAGCUUGAGACCUUCACGUCUUCCUUUCAGCAGCAGGUAAAAGUGAAGACGUUACCCGUUACAGUAACGGUACGUAACGCAACUAGCGAGACGACAGAGCGUGACCAAGAGCAUGACACAGGCGACAUCGCUUUACCUCAGUAUAAAGGUGCCCCACCUUUAGUUGUCGUUGCCGAACAAGCUGACUCAGUUGCUUCAGCUCCAGAAACGCUGGCUGCAAGGGAAGAGGGGGAAGCUGUAGUCGAGUCUAAUAGCAGUUUGAAAGAAGACAGUGUUGACGCUACUGUUGUGGAAGCUGAGAGCACUCCGGGUCCGCAAGUCGUGAUUUCCGGAUCCGAGGAAGAGAGUGAAGAAGAAAGCGAGGAAUAUAGUGAAGAAGAAAGUGAGGAGGAGAGUGAAGAAAGUGACAGCGAGUCAUUUGCUAGUGCUUUGGAGGAGCCUGGGUCAGACACGGACUCGACGAGUUACCAAACAGCACGCAAUAACAUCGAGAGUAGCACGACCUCGCUUGAAUAUGACACGGCAGAGGGCGGCACGGAUACAGAAACACUGAGGUCCCAGAAUGAUACCCAUGGGACGCCUGUGAACUCCGACACGGAGAGUGAAGGCGAGGAGUAUGAGGAGGACGAGGGGGAGAAGACGCCGAAGCGAAAAUUAUCCCUUCAGGAUUCAGAUGCCACGCCCAAAGGGUCCUUGGCUGCUGAGGCAAUGUUUGGGUCAGAGCAGGAGCUUGGUUAUAAAGGGGACACUGAGGCAUCUACGGAAAACCUUCAUAAAUAACGAGCGACUUUGAGUUGGCAAAUUACUUACGGUGGACGGAAGUUUAUUAAAAUUUAAAACAAGAUGCCUGUUAAUGAAUAACGCCGUAAAUUCUUUAUUAGAAUAUAGCCCCUUUUUACAGAAAGGGAGUUUCCUAAGUUAUAACUGGUUAGAAACAUUUCACCAAAACCAGUCAAAAGAGGUAGAAGAUACAAUAUGUAUUUUUGAAGUUCAUAAAGAUACCUUUUAGUGUCAGAAAUUUUAUAAGAUGUUUAACAGAAAAUGUUGAUCGACUCAAGCAAAUGUUUUCGUAAUACGAGCUUAAAUGUUUCUAUUAAAUUGCAAAAGGAACAUAAA
Molecule: messenger RNA, 3167 nt
Organism: Nematostella vectensis (starlet sea anemone)
Lineage: Eukaryota; Metazoa; Cnidaria; Anthozoa; Actiniaria; Edwardsiidae
Product: tudor domain-containing 6-like
Exons: 8
Coding region: 27-2831 (934 amino acids)
Molecular function (GO): RNA binding
Source: RefSeq, a predicted model, not a curated record